Eruca vesicaria subsp. sativa (arugula) is the source of this 607-nucleotide messenger RNA. The record is from the annotation of a GenBank genome assembly. NCBI's taxonomy places the organism in Eukaryota, Viridiplantae, Streptophyta, Magnoliopsida, Brassicales, Brassicaceae.
GUCCGCUGGUAAUAUUAUGACCGCAGACAGAAAAAUGGCGGUUUCAUCUCAUCUCUUUGCAAUCCCAUCGCGUCUUCAUGCAUCUUCUUCUCCGUUUAUCUCCGCACCAAACCGGAACCGGAAUCAAGUUCGUAUCCUCGCCAAAUCAUGCCCAGACAAUCAGAGCUUCGGUUCAAACGAUUCAGAUUCUUCACCGGAGACCACCAACGAAACCCAGGGGAAUCAGAAAUCGAUGUCACGAAGACAGUGGAUGAUGACAUGUGUGUGCUUAUCUCCAGCUUUAAUUACCAAUGCUUACACCUUUGUCUCUGUACAAAACGCAGCCGCUUUAGACAAGAAACCAGGUGUUUGCCGUAACUGUCAGGGCAUUGGUGCCGUUCUUUGUGAUAUGUGUGGGGGUACAGGAAAAUGGAAAGCUCUCAACCGAAAACGAGCCAAAGAUGUAUAUGAGUUUACAGAAUGUCCAAACUGUUACGGUCGAGGCAAACUUGUUUGUCCGGUCUGUUUAGGUACAGGUUUACCUAACAACAAAGGACUUCUUAGAAGGCCUGGUGCUCGUGAGCUGCUCGACAAGAUGUACAAUGGUCGGCUUCUUCCCAAUUCAUGA